Messenger RNA from Phlebotomus papatasi, 1258 nucleotides. RefSeq lists its product as uncharacterized. The transcript is spliced from 2 exons. The coding region runs from base 161 to 1189 and encodes 342 amino acids. NCBI's taxonomy places the organism in Eukaryota, Metazoa, Arthropoda, Insecta, Diptera, Psychodidae. The record is from RefSeq and is a predicted model, not a curated record. Gene Ontology annotation, molecular function: lipase activity.
GAAUUAGUAACAAUGGUUUGUGAUUCUAAUUUCUGCGUGAUCUUGUGAUCGUGCACCUGAUAAGUGCCAUAUGCAUCACGUUUACUUCAGGUUCAAAUUCAUGUAUAAAUAUGUGAAUUAUUGCUGAAUUUUUAAUUAAGGUAAGAAACGUUAAGCAGUAAUGUUCCGUUUUAGAAUCGCCUUUGUGGCAGUUGCCACUUACUUAACUCUCGCCAGUGGAGUUGUCUUUGAAUGUCCCGAUUCAGUUCAGAAGUUCAACAAUGAGGAACUGCUGCGUUGUCUGCAGGACGGAUGGGAAAGAGUCUGCGAGGCCAACGUGGACACCACUGUUCUGAAUUACUAUCCAGGAGCUGCUGUACGUGAUGUCAAACUCUAUCUGUUUGGAAAGGACGCCGUACACACUUAUCAUCUUGCCGACCUCUGUGACCUCUGCGCUAACGAAGAUUUCCACAAGGGCAAAAAGACUAUGGUGUUCGUGUCAGCAUUCCCUCCAGCUGAAGGAUACUCUGUCCUUUCUGAACUCUGGAAGCUUCGUCAAGCUUACCAGGAUUGUAAUCUCGUUGUUGUUGAUUUCGCUUCAAACGUUGAACAGCUCUACAGCACCCUUCAUGCUAACUUCGAUCAUGCAGCCCAUACCGUGAAAAAGGUCUUGCACUACGUUAUAGACGGAAGUUACGUGCUCCCUCAGGAUUGCUACCUGGUCGGUUUCUCUUUCGGUGCCCAAGUUGCUGCUCGUGGUGCUGUAUUGCUCAAUGAGGAGUGCGAUCUCUUACCACACUAUCUCCUUGCUCUGGAUCCAGCUCCCAGCUGUGACGGCGUCAACUACGUCACCAAAGAUGUUGCUAAGAAAGUGGUGUCUUUGCACACCAAUACCGGCCACUACGGUGUUGAGGUCGAUGCUCACGUCACACUCUUCCCCAACGGCAAAGUACGUCUUCAGCCAUGCUGCAAAACCAAUGUGUGCUCCCACUAUUUGUCCGUUGAAUUGCUCGUGGAGGCUCUCUGCAAACCCAACAGCGUCCUCUUCGUCAAAUGCCAAGAUUGGCAAACCUUCAAGAAGGCCAAGUGCGAAUACAGAAACGUCCUUGCUCUGGAACUUGAAACACCACACUCCUCUGAAGGAACUUACUACUGUCACACUGCCGAUCAUUCUCCCUAUGGUCUUGGCAAUGCUGGUCUCAAACCCUAAAUCAAAUGUUCUUCCGCUAUAGAAAUAAUUUUGUGCACUUCACUGAGAAAUAAAGAUGUGGCAUUUUCA